Thunnus maccoyii (southern bluefin tuna) is the source of this 2366-nucleotide messenger RNA. Its product is annotated as keratin, type II cytoskeletal 8-like. Gene Ontology annotation, biological process: intermediate filament organization; keratinization. The record is from RefSeq and is a predicted model, not a curated record. The transcript has 10 exons. Gene Ontology annotation, molecular function: structural constituent of skin epidermis. Gene Ontology annotation, cellular component: keratin filament. The coding region runs from base 178 to 1890 and encodes 570 amino acids. NCBI's taxonomy places the organism in Eukaryota, Metazoa, Chordata, Actinopteri, Scombriformes, Scombridae.
AUGCACCUUUCUCCCUGACUAGUUAUACCAAUCGCACCUAAGCUGGGUAACUCCCCUGCUCUGAUAAAUAGCACCAGGGACCAGGGAGGGUCUAUCUGCCUGAUUCUCCCUCCCUCUGCAGAGUCUCUCAGCCUCCUCUCACACCAGUGCUACAGACUCCCUUCAAAAAUUGUGACCAUGUCUGUCAGAGCUGUGAAGACCACCACCUUCUCCACGGCGUCCUCAUCCAGGGGCCUCCAGGGCUUCAGCAGCCGCUCCUUUUCUGGCUACGGUGGCCGUAGUGUGGGGAGUGGCAGGCAAAGCUAUGCUGUCCGCAGCUCCUAUGGGGGAGUGGGCAGCAGUGGUGCUGCCAUGGGUGCUGGGGGGUUUAAGGUGGUCGGUGGGUAUGCUGCUGGGGGAUCUGCACAAAGAGCAGGUGGAAUGGAGUUUGGCUAUGUGGGUUUCGGUGGAGGUAUGGGAGGUGGCAUGGCCAGUGAAAUGGUGGCCCCCAUCACAGCAGUGACUGUGAACAAGAGCUUGCUGGCCCCCCUGAACCUGGAGAUUGACCCCACCAUCCAGGCCAUCCGCACCCAGGAGAAGGAGCAGAUCAAGACCUUAAACAACCGCUUCGCUUCCUUCAUUGACAAGGUACGCUUCUUGGAGCAGCAGAACAAAAUGCUUGAGACCAAAUGGAAACUUCUGCAGGAACAAACCACGUCUCGCUCCAACAUCGAUGCCAUGUUCGAGGCUUACAUUGCCAACCUGCGUAAGCAGCUGGAUAGCUUGGGUCAUGAAAAGGUCAAACUGGAGUCUGACCUGCAUCACAUGACAGGCCUGGUGGAGGACUUCAAAAACAAGUAUGAGGAUGAGAUCAACAAGCGCAAUGAGUGCGAGAACAACUUUGUCCUCAUAAAGAAGGACACAGAUGCAGCCUUCAUGCUCAAAGUGGAUCUGGAGGCCAAACUGGAUGGACUUUCUGAUGAGAUUGAGUUCCUGAGGCAGAUCUAUGAUGCUGAAAUCCUUGAGCUGCAGAGCCAGAUCAAGGACACAUCUGUUGUGGUGGAGAUGGACAACAGUCGCAUUCUUGACAUGGAUGCCAUCAUCGCUGAAGUGCGCGCCCAGUAUGAAGACAUCGCCAACCGCAGCAGAGCCGAGGCUGAGUCAUGGUACCAGACCAAGUAUGCAGAGAUGCAGCAGUCAGCUGCUGGAUAUAGUGAAGACCUGAAAUCAACCAAAGCUGAGAUGGCUGACAUGAACCGCAGGAUAAUGAGGCUCCAGUCUGAAAUUGAUAUGGUCAAAGCACAGCGAAACAGUCUAGAGGCUCAGAUCGCAGAGGCUGAGGAGCGAGGUGAGCUGGCAGUGAAGGAUGCUAAACUCCGUGUCAGAGACCUGGAGGAAGCUCUUCAGAGAGCCAAGCAGGACAUGGCCCUGCAAGUCCGCCAGUACCAGGAACUGAUGAACGUGAAGCUUGCACUGGACAUUGAGAUUGCCACCUACAGGAAACUUCUUGAGGGAGAGGAGGACAGGUUAGCAACUGGAAUCAAGACUACUGUGUCCAAGCAGACUUCAAUGAACUUCAGUGCCUACAGCCUGGAGAGCUCCCGCAUCCCGUCCUACGUCAGCUCCUCCUUCGGUGGAGUCAAGGCCAGCAGCGGAUCUUUCUCUUCCCUCGAAGGAGCAGCAGUGAAGAGCAGCACAGUCUCCAAGACGGAAGCUGUGGUGAUCAAGAGUGAGGAGAAGAAGCAGGAGGUGCAUGAGCAGGUAGCAGUCAAGGAGUCAGCUGCUGUGGAGGUGGAGAAGAAGGAACAGGAGCAGGAAAAGGAGCAGGAGCAGGAGAAAGAGAAGGAGCAGGAGAAGGAGAAGGAGAAGGAGCAGGAGCAGGUGGAGGCUGAAGCUGUGGCUGAGGAGUGAUGUUUCCUUCCUGUUAUGUCAGAUUCAUGAUUUUGGUAUUGAAGGUUAAGAAAAAACACACCUACUCUGAUUAUUGUCCAGUUCUUAAAUGAUUCAUCAACAAAUAAAGGGCUCGUUUCUGCUGUAAGAGGUGCAAACACAUAUACAGGAAAAAUUUUCUUUCAGAUAUUCUUAAUGAAGAGGUGCCAAUGGAUGAAAACUGUUAAAAAAUUAUUUACUGCCAGUGGUUCAGUGAUCACUGCACCACAAUUGUUUGUCCAACAGGUGGCACUAUAGCAUAUACUUUCCCCUGCUGCUGCACCUUGUCCUUUAGGCUUAAUGAUUUACUUUUAAUAGGGGUCAUCUGGGGACAAAAAAAUCAUACUUAAUUUCUUCUGUGAACCUACUGUGAAACUAAAGUCUUCCUGACUUCUGCUGAGAAAAGACUUUUUCGGUGUGCUGCUGUUUGCAACACCUGGAGUCCUCUCAACAAUAAA